UGAGAGAAGUUUCAGUGGUCUCAGAAGGCUAAAAACAUGGCUUCGUACCAUGAAACAAACACGGCUGAAUAGUGUUGCUGUGUGUCAUAUACACAAGGAAAAACUUGAUCAGUUAGCGAGAAAAAAGAUCGCUCAACAAUUUGUGGCCUGCAAGGAAAGCCGAAAAAUUCAGUUUGGAAGUUUUGAUUAAAAAUCUCACUUCAAUUUUGAAAAUAUUAAAACCUUGUAAAUACAUUGAUUUAGGUUUUAUUGAUAUAUUUUCAUAAAAUGUCUGUUGUAUAAAAUUACUGUACAUGAAUCGCAUAAAUGCCAGACUAUAUUUUAAAUUCAAAACUUUGAGUAGUUUGCAUGACUGGAUAUUACUGAUGGUUGUCAGCAAAUAUGUAAACAAAAUUAAAGAUUUAUCUUACCUUGCACCCUUUCACUGUAGCACUAUGAGAUGUUAAAUUCAGCUCUGGUCUGUCUGUUUGUCUGUCUUUGUGACCAAUGCAGUGGUGAAGUAAGAAUUGCACACUCUCUACAUACAAAAGAGGAGGAGUUUGUAGUCAAAAGGAGAGAAACUGUUUUUCAAAGCCUGCAGAAACUCAACAUACCCUGCAGUCAGAAUAAAGUGCCACACAUUGCAUUAUUAAGUUCUGGAGGAGGACAAAGAGCCAUGGUGGGUUUGCUGGGAUCCCUGGUUCAGCUUGAUGAAGUGGGUCUUCUGGACUGCAUCCUUUAUCUGAGCGGAGUCUCUGGAUCCACCUGGUGCAUGGCCUCCUUAUACCAAGAACCAGACUGGUCCACCAAACUAGAGACCGUGAAAGACAGAAUCAUCAAGAAACUCAGCGGACCAGGAGUCAGCUGGGGAGACGCAAUUGCCAAACUGAAGAAAUAUUACAAUGGGAAAGACUUCUUCAGCUUGACUGACGUCUGGGCAGCGAUGGUCGUCACAACAUACAUGAAAGAGAUAGAUGAACACACUCUGACAGAUAAGUGGUCCCAACUCGGUAAAGACCCAUUUCCCAUCUACACAGUGACUGACAAACAAAGCAAACAGGAGGAGGGAGGAGACCCCUGGUUUGAGAUCACUCCACAUGAAGCAGGUUAUUCCCUCACUGGAGCGUUUGUGGACACCUCCAGCUUCGGCAGCCAGUUUGACAACGGCUCAAAGAAAAAACAGCAGCCUGAAAUGGACAUGCUGUACCUGCAGGCUCUGUGUGGCGGUGCUUUAGCUGGAGAAGAUAGUAAAGAAUUAAUCUGGGGAAAAAUACAAGAUUUCCUUAAUCAUUCAAGACCUACGAAAGAAAUGAAUAUGUUUGAGGAAAUGAAGGAAGACCCAAACUCCCCACCUGUAGAAAAGUGUUACCAGGUUCUCAAGGAUCUUGUGGACAUGAAUCUCUGUGUUUUAAAUGUCAAAGAUCCUUCUGCUCUUGAUCAAACCAUCAGAAAAACACUGAACGACCUAGCUGGAGGCAAAAGUCAGCUGAUUUUUCCUACAGAAAAACUGAAUGUUGCUGAUAAAGAAGCUGCAAAACUGUAUAUGAAGCAAUACACUGAGGAUGUGUGUAAUUAUUUGAGUCAAUUCAGUUUGGGGCCUUUAGACAUUUUCUUGAGCACUUGUAGAUGCGUGGCUCAGUGGAUCUGGGGCAGGAAUUAUAACUUCCUUCACAGAAUGACAGAUGAAACCUUACCUUCCGCUCUUCUGAAAACUGAGAUGAGAGACUUUGAAGAUGCAGGACUAUUACUCAACUCACCGUACAUCUCAGUGCUGAGAAAAGAACGAAACAUUGACCUCAUCAUUUCCCUGGAUUUCAGUGAAGGCGAUCCUUUCAUGACAGUGAGAGAAGCUGCUGAGAAGUGCAAGAAACUAAACAUCCCUUUCCCUGAAGUCAAUAUUCCCAGUGAAGACCUGAAGAAACCAAAGGACUUCUAUGUGUUCAAAGGCCAAAACACUCCAACCGUGAUUCACAUCCCUCUGUUUAACGUGGUCAACUGUGGAGAUGAAGUUGAGGCCUGGAGGAACAAAUAUCGCACCUUUCAAGGUCCUUACAGUGCUGAGAUGAUCACUGAUCUUAUGGAGGUCGCUGGAAAAAACAUCUCAAACAACAGAGAGAAACUGAAGGAGCAGAUUGCGGCGGUCGUUGGGUGAAAAGGACACAACUGAUGAGAAUCUGAAUAUCAGUGGUGUGCAGCGUUCUGAACAGAGGAGGCCUUGCUGUUUAUUUGAACGUUUUUCUCUUUUUACGUAAAGUUCCGUGCUAGUUACACUUAAUGCUGACACAUUUUUUUUCAGGUUAAAUAACUGAUGUUAAGCUGUUCUUUAGUCAACACAUUUUCAGAGACCAUCAAACUGAGAAAAAAAAAGCUCAUUGAUUGUUUUCCAGUUUGAAUGUGACCUGACAUAAAGUGGUGAUAUCUGAGUGAGUUGUUGACGUUUUAUUAGUCUUCUCAUUAACACCAUUUGUUCAUUCAGAUGGAUUUGCAGAUGCAGAAUGUAAAUGGAAUUGAGAGGCGGGGUUUAACAGUGUAACCGGCCAAUCACAUCACAGCACAACGGAGGCACUCUUCUAUUUAAUGUUUUUUGCAAACAUUAUUAAGCAAGAUAAUCAUUAAUAUUCAAAUCAACCAUAAGACAGAUGUGAUUACAAUUACUGAUUAAUAUACUGUAGUGCUUUGCCUCUGUUCCAAUGAAUUA
Messenger RNA from Onychostoma macrolepis, 2677 nucleotides. RefSeq names its product cytosolic phospholipase A2 gamma-like. Gene Ontology annotation, molecular function: calcium ion binding; calcium-dependent phospholipid binding. The coding region runs from base 440 to 2131 and encodes 563 amino acids. The transcript is spliced from 13 exons. Lineage: Eukaryota; Metazoa; Chordata; Actinopteri; Cypriniformes; Cyprinidae. Gene Ontology annotation, cellular component: nuclear envelope; nucleoplasm; cytosol. The record is from RefSeq and is a predicted model, not a curated record. Gene Ontology annotation, biological process: glycerophospholipid catabolic process.